CUUCACGCAUACAAACUCUCGACAUGUUGAACAACUCUUCACCAGACACUCCACGCGUACAAACUCUCGACAUGUCGAACCCGAAGGUCUUCUUCGACAUGACGAUCGGUGGCAUCCCGGCGGGGCGGAUCGUGAUGGAGCUGAACGCCGAUACCACCCCUAAGACGGCUGAAAACUUCCGAGCGCUCUGCACCGGCGAGAAGGGGAUCGGGCGGUGCGGAAAGCCGCUCCACUACAAGGGGUCCAAGUUCCACCGAGUGAUCCCCGGCUUCAUGUGCCAGGGCGGUGACUUCACCGCCGGGAAUGGUACGGGUGGGGAGUCAAUUUAUGGGGCCAAAUUCGCGGAUGAGAACUUCAUUAAGAAGCACACGGGGCCCGGGGUGCUGUCAAUGGCUAAUGCGGGGCGCAACACCAAUGGGUCCCAGUUCUUCAUUUGCACUACGCAGACUCCGUGGCUCGACAGGAAGCAUGUAGUGUUUGGGCGGGUCGUGGAGGGGAUAAAUGUGGUCAAGGCGAUCGAGAGGGUCGGAUCCCAGUCUGGCCGAACCUCCAAACCCGUGGUUGUGGCCGACUCUGGCCAGCUCUCUUGAACUAUAUAUUGAAGUGAACCUACCGCCCAUGUACAUGCAUGUGCAUGCAUGCAUGGAUUCUAUUACUACCAACGAAGCUAAUUAUAAGGAAAAAGCUUUUCUACUAUUUUUAAUUUUCCUUGUCCAGAGGAUUAUAUAAUUGUAAUACGAAUUUAUCGAGGGCGAUGAUAUACUCCGGCGUUAUGUUUUUUUGUUCU
This is a messenger RNA of Punica granatum (pomegranate), 787 nucleotides long. Lineage: Eukaryota; Viridiplantae; Streptophyta; Magnoliopsida; Myrtales; Lythraceae. The record is from RefSeq and is a predicted model, not a curated record.